Messenger RNA from Gloeophyllum trabeum ATCC 11539, 939 nucleotides. RefSeq lists its product as uncharacterized. Bases 1 to 939 code for a protein of 312 amino acids. Lineage: Eukaryota; Fungi; Basidiomycota; Agaricomycetes; Gloeophyllales; Gloeophyllaceae. The transcript is spliced from 2 exons. The record is from RefSeq and is a predicted model, not a curated record.
AUGUACUCCUGCUUCAAGAAUCUUUUGACUUCUUUGGAAGCCUUCGCCCUGAGCACAUCUCCUGCGGCCGACGCGCCUCCCAACAGUGCCACAUCGUCCGUCGCCACCGACAACGACGACUUCGACGGGUUGAUGGACGCUACAUACACUCCGAAGAACUCAAUCGACGCGACUGAUGAGUCGUCCUCACUGAAAGAACGCAAAAUAACCGACCAGGCGGAAGAGGCCCUUGCUCGCGAGCCGGUCCUCUAUCAACCUAAACCCCGUCGGGCGCGCCCUGCCUGGAUCGACGCGAAGAUGUUCGAGCCCACCCUCCUCCCCAUCCCACGCCCCGCCAUCGACGUCGUCGACGACGCGUACGGCGUCUUCAAAAUAGGGUUAGGCGGCUACGAGGACGAGGAGGCCUUCGAGCCUAUCGAGUCACAGAGGAUGCUAUCGCAGCUGUCAUGGAUUCAGCACAUUGAAGGCCCGACUGUCGCGUGGCCACCCCCCAUCAUCCCCUUCAUCUUCGAUCCCUUCGAGGACCUCGUCGAGAAGCCUGAGCCCGCCUCACCAUCCGCGUCGGCCUACUCGUAUCUCAACCUUUCGCCCGCGUCCACCACCGAGCAAUUGCCCACCAUCGCCACGCCGCCCGACGACGACCGCUCGGCGACUGCCAUGCCGAAGCAACAUGCGCCACACGGGUCGGGGUCAGAUUCAGACACGCCCGCAUGGCCGAAGCUCGACGGGACACGCCCGAUUACGCCUGGGCAGCUCCGCGAGUACGCGGACAAGUGCGCCGCUGCGGCACGGGCGCAACUCCAGCGAUCGCCGCCCAAGCCACCGACGGCGCCACAAGAGCCACGGCGACCGCGCCCUUACCUCGACCGCUAUCAGCGCAUGACCGCCGCCGCCGCCGUUCCGCUAGCUGUUCCUCUGUGGCAGUCGACAAUAUGGUGA